CACAAUGACAUCUGGUUAAAAGUGAGCUUUUUUUUUUCUACCUUUCUUCCUUUCUUCCUCUCACCGGUAUUGCGUAACGGGGUUGCAUCCCGUACCGACUCGGAGGAAGGGUUAGAGGGGCGAGAACAGGUGGGUGACCGAGAGGGGAGAGUGAGAGUGUGUGUGUGUGUGUGUGUAAAAGAGAGAAAGAGUGAGUGAGAGAGAUAAAGAGAAAGAGAGACAAUGGCUGCGAUCGCGAGCUCCCUGAUCCGCCAGAAGCGUCAGGCACGCGAGUCCAACAGCGACCGGGUUUCGGCGUCCAAGCGGCGCGCGAGCCCCAGCAAGGACCCGCGCUCCCUGUGCGAGCGCCAUUUCCUCGGCGUCUUCGGUAAAGUGCGCUGCUGCAGCGGCAAGAAAAGACCCGUGCGCCGGCGACCAGAUGCGCCCUCGAAACCUCCACAGGUGUCCCGUAAGGGCAUCAGGCUAGAGCCGCAGCUGAAAGGGAUUGUGACCCGGCUGUUCAGCCAGCAAGGCUUCUACUUGCAGAUGCAGCCGGAUGGAACCAUUGAUGGCAGCAAGGACGAGAACAGCGACUACACCCUCUUUAACCUCAUCCCGGUCGGACUAAGGGUGGUGGCCAUUCAGGGUGUCAAGGCUGGCUUCUACAUCGGCAUGAAUGGAGAAGGCUUUCUCUACAGCUCGGAGAUGUUUACUCCCGAGUGUAAAUUCAAAGAGUCUGUCUUUGAGAAUUACUACGUCAUCUACUCGUCCACCAUGUACCGGCAGCAGGAGUCGGGCCGGGCCUGGUUUCUGGGCCUUACAAAAGACGGCCAAAGCAUGAAGGGCAACCGUGUGAAGAAAACCAAGCCCUCAUCACACUUCCUCCCCAGGCCUAUUGAAGUCUGCAUGUACCGGGAGCCGUCGCUGCACGAGAUCGAAGAGAAGCACCGCUCCAGGAAAAGCUCAGGAACUCCGGCCAUGAACGGAGGCAAAGCGGUGAACCAGAACUCUACAUAGCAGGACCUGGACGAAUACAAAAAACAAAAAAAAAAACAUCACACACAAACACAAACACAAAAAUAUACAUGCACACACAUAUCGCCUGCUGAAAAGAACAAGCCUUCGGAAAAACACCAUGGAACUCACGCUCAACCGAUGCGACGAAUUCUUGGCUGUGAAAACCGCUCAAGGGAGGACGAGGGGGAGGGGGAGGAGCAAACGCAACGCCGCAAAGCCGCAAAUCAGGACUCGAACUCACAUUUUAUGCAACGACAACGAGGCAGGAAGUCGACCGAGUAUCGAAGUUAAUACUGUGCGAGAAAAGCGAGCUUUAAAUCGCUCUGGUUAAAUCUCGUCGAAUGCUGUUCCACUUCCUUGUGUAUUAUUGGUCUUAAAGACAACAAUAUCUUUUUCUCCUUCUCCAUUUAUACUCUUGGGUUUUCAUCCAGCACAUGUUUAAACAAAUCUCAUUAUUAAUUAUUAAUAUUAUUAUUAUUGCUUAUCAAUGAAUGCACUUUUAUGGAAACGAAUAGAAACGAAUCUACAAUGGUGACGGUUUCUGACUGUAUUAUAUUAUUGUACUUAAAACUAAACUUAUGAGGAUGUCUUUGGUAUUUUUUUUUUUGUCUUCCCGGAUGCAAAAGCAGGGUCGCAGCUAGCUUGCGAGACGGCAUCAGCUGCAAUCAUCAUGUUUGUUUGUCAGUUUGUUCGAUCAUGCAUUCCACGAAGAGUUACUGUCCAUCUUUUCUUCGACGAAACAUUGCAGAUUUUCAUGAGAUGCUGCUCUCGGAUGCUGGCUUCACCCCAGAACCAAGCGCUAUCUGUAAAUAUCCACAAUUCGGAUUUCGUUUCCAAAUCUUCCUAGAAUUCUCCUAAUCCCAGAUGAGUACUUCUGAGCUGGAGAAAAAAAUAUAUUAAAUAAAAAAGUAAUAAAUCUUCGCUGAGCCAGCAUACGCCUCAACCGAUGGCGAAAUACCUCUUCUCUUCGAAUAACGUUCUCCAACUCAGGAAGCCCUAGUCUAAAAAAAAAAAAAAAGGUCUAUUUUUUUCCUCCCAUCACCCCGAUCGUGCCCCGUCUGGGCCAAAGCACAAAGACUGGCCUAUAGGCUGUAGGUGUGGACGGGGGUGGGGUCAGGUGGGGUGGAAGAGGUUGUUUGGGUGUUGCGAAAAACAAGCUGAGUUCCAGCGUUUAAAAAAGUAUGCUAUUCACCAGUCUUCCACUUGGGGCAGCAGUGAGCGCUGAACCUGAGAGUCUGCCGCAAAGAGUUGACAAUUUUUUUUGUUUUGCAAAGGACUCAAAAACGCAUGAAUCAGGAAUGCUGUGUUUGUUCUUAAUCUAGAGUAGACAUAUGGAUGUGAUCGUGUGUGUG
Messenger RNA from Clarias gariepinus (North African catfish), 2348 nucleotides. RefSeq names its product fibroblast growth factor 12a (gene fgf12a). NCBI's taxonomy places the organism in Eukaryota, Metazoa, Chordata, Actinopteri, Siluriformes, Clariidae. The record is from RefSeq and is a predicted model, not a curated record. Gene Ontology annotation, cellular component: cytoplasm. The transcript has 6 exons. Gene Ontology annotation, molecular function: growth factor activity; fibroblast growth factor receptor binding. Bases 223 to 996 code for a protein of 257 amino acids. Gene Ontology annotation, biological process: positive regulation of cell population proliferation; positive regulation of protein phosphorylation; animal organ morphogenesis.